AUUUGUCUAGCGUCACAGCCUUGGACAGACGACGACCCGAAUUAUCCGCAGGACUGCCUUGCGCCUCGAACAACCCAUUGAUACUGACAAUGUCAAGAGAGACCGAAAAGAUGUCUUCAUCACCACAAGACAGCAAUGCUGGCGCUGCUGGAGGCACACCCGGCUCGAACCAGAAGACGCUCCAGGUCUGGUCCGAACCCCUCAAACCCGAAGACCAGAAGCGACUAGAGAACCCGAGCACAACACCCAGUGGCCCAGUGACGAUAUCAGCCGCUGUAUCGACCAUUAAGAAGGAAGAUUUUGGCAACAUUGCCCAGAUGCCCUGUGCACGAGGCGGCCUGUUGACUGGUAUCGCAUCAGGUGCAACAGUGGGCGGACUGCGCUUCGUUAUGCGAGGAAAUGUUGGAAAAGCUGCUAAUUGGGCCGUCGGUUUCUUCCUCUUGGGCAGUGCCGCUUCGUACGAAUACUGCCAGUACAAGCGCCGAGCCGAACGCAUACAGAUGCAACGCACCAUUGAGGUUGUUGCCGAGAAGAAGCGAGAGCAAGCCAAAAAAGCGGAAGAGGCCAAACAAAAGCGAGAAGAGGAGCGCAAAAAGGCCGAACAUCGUUGGUACAAGUUCUGGUAACUGUACUGGCUACGGCUGUAUGAUUAUUUGUAUAUUAAAAAGCGUUGAAAUUAAACGGAGAACAUAUGGAUGUACAUAUAGCAGGUGGAUUAGAGUCUCGGAGGAAUACUGUAAGAUGUAUAUCAAAAAUAAUAGCAUUCAUUCAUAACAUGUUAGGAAUCCAGACAGGACUCCGACCAAAGGGGAAACAUUGAGAGUGGCUAUCCGUCAUCCAAGGUAUAGCUGCGAAACUAAGGAAAAAGACAAAUGAAACUCGGACGCUAAUUUCCAAAUGUUGAAACUCCAGGAGAAAAAAGACAUUAUGCAAACCAUUUCGUAAACCCAAAAACUCCAAACCUGCAGAUAGAACCCUCAACCCGUUGUGAGAGCAAGUUUGUGCCUUUCUGCUUCCAGAAAUCGAACCUUUCGUGCGGCAAGCUUAUCUUCAUGCCUGCUAGCAGAGCUUCCGUCGCGUCUUCGUUGGUUCCUCUUAGCCCUAGCCUCGCUCUCCUCGCGUUUUCUAUACUCCGCCAUUUGCUGCUGGCGCUUCAUGGCCCGAACAUGAGCGAGAGCAGGCGUAGGUUUGAAUCCGACUCCGUUGAUACCGGUGCCAUCAUCGUCCUCGUCAUCAGGGUCAUAGAUAGUGAUUUCGUCUUCAUGCCAAGUGAGCGAGGCUCGUACCGGGUCAACCACUUCCAUGUCUGCAUCAGCCUCGUCAUCGGCAUCAGCAUCACUAUGUUCUUGGACGGGUGACCGCUUUAAACGCAAAGGAGGAGUUCCUGCUCUCUUCUUUGUGCGCCUUCUCGGCGUAGUAGUCUUUGUGCGGCCUCUUUCGGGGCUGGAGCUAGGAAUAUCAGAUGCCGAUACCGCUCCAAGGGAUGCGGGGCGCGGCGAGGCGAACAAGUUUCUCUGUUCGGGUAGUUGUGGUGUGGUGUCAGAAGGAUCUUCUGAUUUCUGACGCUUUCUGCUCUCUGGCUCUUGUCUAGGCGUAAGGUAGCCAGUGCUGCCAAGCUCUAGGCCGCCGAACCGAUGAGCCACGCUUGACCGCGGGCUGCUGCCGCCAUCCUCCGCGGCCUCUUCCUUUGUGAUGUCAAAGGUGAAUUUAAUAGGUGUCAGGGGUGUCUGCUGCUCGUCUCGUUUCCGUUUAGGUGUGCCGUGCAUCAAGUCAGCCAUUCUGUAAUGGGAGUUGGUGGUUUGGCUAUGAUGGCUACCGUAGUUGACCAGGGCGGCUACUCAGGUUCGAGAGAGGAGGAGGGGGGAGAGUUUAGAAGGGCAUGACUUGUGCCAAGGGUGGGGGGUGAAACGAUCUAGCGAAAGAAAGGUGGCAAACUCUAUUAUUUUGGUUGGAAAAGUUUAACGAUGAAUCGGUGCAAGAAAAGGUUGAUUCACCUCCAAAAACUUGAAACAGACAGUUAUCUUGC
[Torrubiella] hemipterigena is the source of this 2026-nucleotide messenger RNA. The record is from the annotation of a GenBank genome assembly. Lineage: Eukaryota; Fungi; Ascomycota; Sordariomycetes; Hypocreales; Clavicipitaceae.